AUGUCUGUUGAUGAAUUACGUCUUCACGCCUCAGAAGCUGACGCUUGGGUUCGGGUGCACAACAAGGUGUAUGAUGUCACUGGAUUCUUAGAUGCACAUCCGGGAGGCAGACAGGUCCUUCUGGAGCAUAUGGGGGGCAGUGAUCUGGCCCCAUUGAUGGCGAGUCACCACGACAGCGGUGCGCAUGCCCACAGCAGGGCAGCAUAUGAGAUCCUUGAACAGUACUGCAUUGGGCGGCUCUCCGAAGCAGGCCUGGAGCCCAGUGCUCCCCCUCCCCAGGCUGCUCCCGCUGCGCCCGACUUCCAGGUGGACCCCAGCAAGCCGCUGGUCUUCCAAGUGGGCCACCUGGGCCCCCGCUACGACGCAUGGGUGCACCAGCCCAUCGUGUCCCGCGCCCACCCCCGCUUCUUCCACAGCCAUAUCCUGGAGUUCCUGAGCAUCACCCCCUGGCAGGCCAUCCCCGCGGUGUGGCUCCCGGUGGUGGCUGCGCUGCAGCGGGCCGCGCACCGCGCCGGGCUGGCCCUGCCCACCCACGCGGCGUGCGUUGCGGGGGGCCUGCUGCUGUGGACCCUCCUGGAGUACUCCCUCCACCGCUUCCUCUUCCACCAGAAAACGAGCAGCUACUGGUUCAACACGCUGCACUUUUUGCUGCACGGCGUGCACCACAAGCACCCCAUGGACUCGUACCGACUCGUCUUUCCGCCGGUGCUCACCCUCAUCUUCGUCGCCCUGUUUUGGCCGCUCUUCUACGCCGUGUUGCCCUUGGGGCCGUGCUGUGCGAUGUUUGGCGGCGUGCUGCUGGGCUAUGUGGGGUACGACCUGACCCACUACUACCUCCACCACGGCACCUCCACCUGGGCCCUGCCGCGGCAACUCAAGCGUAAUCACAUGAAACAUCACUUUAAGUUUACAGAAAGCGGAUUCGGCAUCACAAGCACCCUGUGGGAUCACAUUUUUGGAUCUCGACUCCCCGAGUAAGACUGUGCAUUGCGCACACAUUGGCUCGGCCUCACAAAGCAAAAGGACUGAUACUUAUUAGCGCAAAGUGCAGCCUUCAGUUAGUCGAGAUAGGAAUGUAAGUAAUUCUACAUCAUUUAUUCGAGAUCAGACAGUGGGCUAGAUGCAAAGCUUUGCAUACUGCCAAGCAAGCACCGGCUGCAUAAGGAGUGCCCUCAAUGGACCUCAUAGAACAUGCUUGAAUCUGUUGUCAUGAGUCCACUUCAAUAUCUGGUAGGUUUGGAUAGUAUGAGAGAGAGACAGUAAGCCUGUUGCUGCUUUAUUGAACUGUCAUAGAUCGCAAAGCAGACCGGACAGGUUGCGAUUGCCCAUAACUCAUCAGUGACCUGUCCGAAUAGAUAGAUUUUGCCACUUACCCGAUGGCCGAUCUUAGUUACAGCUAAUCUGGUACAUUGAGUAGGGUUACUUUACCAAGUCAACCAAAUUCAGGCUUGGCACAAACAAAUGAAGAUUGAACCGCUUCGACCAAUAAAGCCUGACGUCCGAAAGUCCAAGCGGCAUCCCAUCCCGGCUCAUCCCCAGAUCGCCGUGAGAUCGAUCCCUCAAGUCCUGCAAAGUUAUUCUCAACGUCGGACACAAUUAAAGUGAAU
Klebsormidium nitens is the source of this 1607-nucleotide messenger RNA. The record is from the annotation of a GenBank genome assembly. NCBI's taxonomy places the organism in Eukaryota, Viridiplantae, Streptophyta, Klebsormidiophyceae, Klebsormidiales, Klebsormidiaceae.